AUGGAUCCCAUUUCCAAUGGUAUGCACAUCCAGAUGCCGGUGCCGGACCAACAAUCCUCCUCUCGCGAGGCGUCACCACCGCCGAGCGUUGCCGGUAAGCCGCCUGUGGACAAGACGCUGUCGAGCGCGUCGGACCUGCUGAAGCUGCUGCCGACUGGCACGGUGCUGGCGUUCCAGGCCCUGGCGCCGUCCUUCAGCAACCACGGCGUCUGCCACGCGGCCAACCGGUACCUAGUCCUGGCGCUCGUCGGCGGCUGCGCCAUAUCCUGCGUCCUCCUCUCCUUCACGGACAGCCUCGUCGGCCGCGACGGCAGGCUCUACUACGGCGCGGCAACGUUCUGGGGCUUCUACCCCUUCAACUUCACCGGCACGCGCGCCGAGCGGGAAGCGGUGUUCAAGGACCUCUGCAGGUACCGGGUGACGCCCAUGGACUUCGUGCACGCCAUCUUCUCCGCAGUCGUCUUCCUCGCCGUCGCGUUCGCCGACGCCAGCAUACAGAGCUGUCUGUUCCCGGACGCCGGGCCGGACUUGAGGGAGCUACUGGUGAACUUGCCUCUUGCCGCUGGCUUCCUCGCUAGCAUGGUGUUCAUGAUCUUCCCCACUACCAGGAAGAGUAUUGGCUACACGGACAUGAUGCCACACUCGCACUAA
Lolium rigidum is the source of this 651-nucleotide messenger RNA. RefSeq names its product protein DMP2-like. The transcript has a single exon. Bases 1 to 651 code for a protein of 216 amino acids. Gene Ontology annotation, biological process: endomembrane system organization. The record is from RefSeq and is a predicted model, not a curated record. NCBI's taxonomy places the organism in Eukaryota, Viridiplantae, Streptophyta, Magnoliopsida, Poales, Poaceae.